Molecule: messenger RNA, 2908 nt
Organism: Marmota flaviventris (yellow-bellied marmot)
Lineage: Eukaryota; Metazoa; Chordata; Mammalia; Rodentia; Sciuridae
Gene: Yod1
Product: YOD1 deubiquitinase
Biological process (GO): endoplasmic reticulum unfolded protein response; ERAD pathway; protein deubiquitination
Cellular component (GO): nucleus; cytosol
Molecular function (GO): cysteine-type deubiquitinase activity
Source: RefSeq, a predicted model, not a curated record
AUGUUUGGCCCCGCAAAAGGUGGCCAUUUUGGAGUCCACUCCGCGGCUGGUUGCCCCGGCGGCGUCUCCCAACCGGCUGGCGGGACCAAAACUGGCCCUGCGGGUGUCUGGCCUGUGGGCGGCCGCGCCGACACAAUGUGGCGGCUCCGCUGCAAGGCCAAGGAUGGCACCCAUGUUUUGCAGGGACUGUCCAGCCGAACCCGGUUGCGAGAACUCCAGGGCCAAAUUGCCGCCAUCACCGGGAUCGCUCCCGGCGAUCAGCGAAUCCUUGUCGGAUACCCGCCCGAAUGCCUGGAUCUCAGCAACGGGGAUACCACUCUGGGGGACUUGCCCAUCCAGUCAGGCGACAUGCUGAUCGUUGAAGAAGACCAAACCAGACCCCAAACUUCACCUUCAUAUACAAAACAUGGUGCUCCUAGUUAUGUCAGGGAAACUUUGCCUGUGCUUACCAGAACUGUGGUCCCAGCCGACAACUCUUGCCUCUUUACCAGUGUAUACUAUGUCGUUGAAGGUGGAGUCUUGAAUCCAGCUUGUGCCCCUGAGAUGAGACGUCUUAUAGCACAAAUUGUAGCAAGUGAUCCAGACUUAUAUAGUGAGGCAAUACUGGGAAAAACAAAUCAAGAGUACUGUGACUGGAUCAAAAGGGAUGAUACUUGGGGGGGAGCAAUUGAGAUAUCAAUUUUGUCUAAGUUUUAUCAAUGUGAAAUAUGUGUAGUAGAUACACAAACAGUAAGAAUUGAUCGUUUUGGAGAAGAUGCAGGAUAUACCAAAAGGGUUCUACUGAUCUAUGAUGGCAUCCACUAUGAUCCGCUUCAGCGAAACUUCCCUGAUCCAGAUACCCCUCCUUUGACCAUUUUCUCCUCUAAUGAUGAUAUUGUCCUUGUACAAGCACUGGAACUAGCAGAUGAAGCUAGAAGAAUGAGACAAUUUACUGAUGUAAACCGCUUUACCCUGAGAUGUAUGGUGUGUCAGAAAGGAUUAACUGGACAAGCAGAAGCAAGGGACCAUGCCAAGGAGACAGGCCAUACCAACUUUGGAGAAGUGUGAUCUAUGCAUGAUGAGGGUUGAAGCCUACUACCUCACAGAUCCAGAAAGCUCUGGGUUUUCUAAUAAGCUAUUCUUAACCCUGAAGAACAAAGGACACAAUGCUUGAACCAUCCUUUUAACUUAAACCACUAAGACACUGAAAUUCCUUGUUAAGAUUAAAAUUAGUGUGCAAGUUUACAGAUGUGUGUCUACAGUGGUGAUACAUGCCCUCUUUCUGCUGGGGUGACAGAAUAGGUGGUCCUCAGCCACUUGCUGACACUAACCUGAAGAUUGGAUUUUAGUAUUACAAACUAGCAUCCAGGAGCUUUAACUUGUAGAAGAAAACAUCAUAUUUGGGGUAAUGUGGAAGGCCUCGUGUUAAGGCCACUGGACAUGAACCACAGUGUCUCCAGUAAUUGCUUCCUUUUAAAACUGAGUUAAUAGUUUCUAAAUUAAGAAUUCAUCAAAUGAAGAUACAAUUGUCAAAACUAAUUUUAUACUGCAAUUUGUUAGACUUUGUAAGUGUGUACUUAACCACUUAUAAGUACAUAGCAAGCAAUUUUUGCAGGGAUAAGUCUAUUCCUUGAGAAUGUUAUCUAAACAGGAAUUGAUUGGGUCCUGUUUAAGAUUUCUAGUGGAUAAAAGCAGAAUGUAUGAGGGAAAAGGUGCCUGAAGCAGCUUAUUGAAGCUUUAAAAGACCAUUGGCCUCAUGUUUUAAUGCAAUUUAUGUAUUAGUGUUUGCACAUUGGACAAAAUUUUAAAAUUAAGCAGGGUAUGCUAUUUCAGUUAAAGUUCCUUAAAAUUUGAGUGCUCAAUUUUUGCUUUUUUUUUUUAAAAAAAAAAAAAUACACAUUUGCCUGAAGGGCUUUAAUUUCCUCAGCCUUUUUGUUAAGAGCACUUCCUCCAAGAAAAAGUCUUCAUCUAAAGUGAUAAUGCUAUGCCUUGGUUUGGUUUUUAUAAGAUCUUUUGCAUACCUACCUAGUGUUUUUGUGCUGCCAGUAUCCCUCCACUAAUGCUCUUUAGAAUAUUCCAUGUUACAAAUUAGCACUUGGCUUAUCUUUCAUAUUUUACUUUGACUUUUGAACAGUUUUAAAGUAAUUGGUGUAAUACUAUUGAAUGAAUUUGUUUCACUUCCAAAAUAUGAAAGUUUUUAAAUCCUUGCCUUAUUCAGCUUUCUAAAUUCUGCUUCUUCCUAAUAUCAGAUGUGUAGCCAUUUGCUUGGUGGACUAAUCCUCAAGGCACACCCUUUAAAACUUAGCUUCACCACAAGAUCUUCCAGAUAAAGUUUCCUACCUCUUAAUUCUUAUGAAGAUCAGGGAUGCUAAAUUAUAAUUUGUUAUGUAUUUACACAAUGUAAAGAGGCCUAAUGUUGUGAAGUUUUGUUAUCUUGUUUUCAUUAUUUAUUAUCUCAUAGAGAACCAGUGGAUACUUUAAAGCACUUAUAACUCCACAUAUCUUCUUGGCAGAUGUUUUAAACUUGAGAUUUACCUAUAGCGCUUUUACGGUGACAGUGGCCAUGUAAAAUAAAGGAACAUAAAGGUGAAUGAUUUAGGAGGACAGUUCCUUGAAGGAACAAUUCACAAAGUGUGCUUUAAAUCAUCAGAUGACAUUUCCUGAGUACCUUUUGUGUGCACUGCUGUUUUAGGCAUUAUAAGUUAUUAUGAUCAGUGUAAGUUGAAAGUGUUUCAUUUUCUUUUUUAACUGAGCCUUAAAAAAUAAUGCUCCUGAGCUUAUGAUACUUAAUGUUCGGCAAUCAUCAUAUGAACAGAUGAAUAUGAUAUGAAAAUCUCUUCAUACCUGUCUGUCAUUGGGUCUAGAUGGUUUUUGUAGCUCCUUUAUUUCCCCCAGAAAAUAUUAAAUUGAAAACUAUAAAUUAAGAUUA